Molecule: messenger RNA, 255 nt
Organism: Arctia plantaginis
Lineage: Eukaryota; Metazoa; Arthropoda; Insecta; Lepidoptera; Erebidae
Source: the annotation of a GenBank genome assembly
AUGAUGGGAAUCCGCACUCCCACAAAGGGCACAAAUCCUACAAACGCGAAACAAAGCACAACAUUAUCUGGGCAAGCGAGUAGACAAGCUCAGCCUCCGCAGGAACGUGACGAAGUAAAAGUGUCGGAAACGCGCCCAACAUUUGUACGUAGGAGCAUAGGACAACGGGAGUCGGGGAAACCUAUUGAUGCUCCCAUAAAGAUGACCACCCCACCGAAGAAAGCUGUGUCGGUGGAACCCCCGAAGCCAAAGUAA